Micropterus dolomieu (smallmouth bass) is the source of this 2097-nucleotide messenger RNA. RefSeq names its product protein fantom-like. Gene Ontology annotation, biological process: retinal rod cell development; non-motile cilium assembly. Lineage: Eukaryota; Metazoa; Chordata; Actinopteri; Centrarchiformes; Centrarchidae. The transcript is spliced from 9 exons. The coding region runs from base 117 to 1199 and encodes 360 amino acids. The record is from RefSeq and is a predicted model, not a curated record. Gene Ontology annotation, cellular component: photoreceptor connecting cilium.
CUCUUGUUUGUCCUUCAGGUGCGUUUGAGCUGACCGAUCCCUCUGGACUCCCCGCCGGCCAUAUUACAGUGGCGCUGCAGUGGAAGUCCCCUUACCUCCCUCCACCAGGCUGCGUCAUGUCUGCGGAGGAGCCAGAGUUCAUCCCAAAAGAGAAGUUAACGGCUGAGCCAAAGCAGGAACAGCACAGUGUGGAGGAAGAGGAGGAAGCCAAAGACCUUUUCCAUCUCUCCUCCUCUCUGCCUGAGGUCGCAGCCGUCAGCUCUAAGGCACCGCUGCCAAAGCUCAGACAGAAGACAAAAGAGGGAAUGAUGGCCAAAAAGGUCACGUUUGUAGAUCCCACAGCUGCGAAUGACCAGGUCGAGGACAAGACCUCUCCAGGUCCCAGAGAGACGGCGUCCUCACCUGUCGUACAGGUUGCGUCAGAAGCGACUCCUCAGUGCGCCGCGGAGGAAGAGGAAGAAGAGUCUCACUUCUCUGAAGGACAGCUGCUGCCAACAAGCUCUCAGUCCUGCUCCGACGACUCUGAGAUCUCUGAGGAAAUCACAGAAGAUGUUGAGGAGGCUCCAGCGGCCAAAGAGGAUCAGAGUGAAUCGACUCAGUCCGACAGCGAUGACUGCAUUGUUCAUGGACCGGCCACGGGGAGGAAGACCUCCGAGCGAGUGCGGGUGGAAAUUCUGUCCCUGAGCUUGAGGCCGGAGUCUCGGGUGGCGAGGGACGGCAGCGUGGUGCGUCUGUUUGUGGAGUACUCCCUCCUGGAUCUGCCCACGGAGGAAACCCCGCUGUCUCUACCCAAACCCCCCCGGGGCAAGAGCAUCAACUUCAACUACAGCAAAGUCGUUCCCGUGGACGCAGAGAACAACGGCGCGAGGCGGCGGCUGCUGAGGGGAGUCCUGCAGGGCAGAAACCCCGACAUGGAGAGAAUCCGGUUCACGGUGGUGAGCGAACCUCCGGAGGAAGAGGAGCAGGAGAGGGAGUGCGAGGACGUGGGAGUGGCCUACCUCAGGAUCCCCGAAAUCCUGGAGACGCAACAAGACCUGACCGAGACCAGCCUGAAGGUGUUUGAUGUGGAGGACAGCAGCGAGGUGGUCGGCAGUCUGACUGUGACUGUGGAGGGUCUGGAGGCUCUGCGGGCCAUCAUGGAGGACCAGGACCAGGACCAGGAGCGAACCCCCGUCUCCUCUCUGCUUCAGUCAGCAUGAGGCAGCGUCUCCGACAGGGCGGGACGACUCGCUGCUCAGAGAACGGGGUUUAUGUUGAGGUGUUUGGUGGAUAUCAAACAUGUGGUCACUGAACAGCGGUUUCUCUGCUCAGGAAGAACAGAUCGUGUUAUUUUGCAGGUCAAAACAAAUGUCGGUUAAACACCGAGCUAAACUUGGUGGAAACACGUCUCGUCUGUCUGUCCUCCAUUUUAGUUUCUGACCAGAUAUCUGCAGAACUUAAAGACAUAGCCAUCUGACGGUGAACACUAAAUAUCAGCAUGUUAGCAUUCAGCUGAAAGCUCAGCUGUGUGGAAGUCGCCUCAAAGAGGAUCUGUUUCACUUUGACAUUCAGAUUGAACCCAGUUUUCACCACAUGCAUGCUCAGGAUGAGGCGGAGCUUCUGUCCCUGUCAUGUCGGCAGAUAAACAGGCAGCGCGUGGACGUCUCAAUAACACCUGAAGAUGAAGUGUAGCUGCCUGUUAGAGAGGACUGUACUGUACUACAGAUCUUAUUUAAUGUUACCGUGUCCUCACAUCUAUUAUGAAGUCAGCUGUUACAAUGCUCUGUUUUUGAACGUGAAAAUAAUAUUUGCCUUUUGUACUGUGUUGAAGCACUGCAGUUAUUUAAUGGACUUGGGGUUUUAUUUUCGGCAGGAGGGAUUUGUUAGUGAGUCUUCAGCUGCUGAUGUUUCCUGCAGUUUCAGGUCUGAGCUCCCCGUCUCUGGCAGGUCAGCAGCAGUUUGAUUUAAUUUUGGGUGUAAGAGAGUCUCAGCGCACCUGCAGAAUAAUUUUUGCAGUGUUGUCUAUAGGAGGGAAAGAAGUCUCACAAGCGUGCCUUAUAUUUGAGAUUUCCUGUAUGAUGUUUUGUAUUGUGCUCUAAUAAAGAGUGUUUUUCUGUA